This is a messenger RNA of Dacryopinax primogenitus, 216 nucleotides long. RefSeq lists its product as uncharacterized. The annotation marks the transcript as partial. The record is from RefSeq and is a predicted model, not a curated record. Lineage: Eukaryota; Fungi; Basidiomycota; Dacrymycetes; Dacrymycetales; Dacrymycetaceae. The transcript has a single exon.
GCCUGGCACAUGCUGGCCUUCAGAGAGGGCCAUGCCCCUGUGCCCCAUAUUGAUUCAAAUGAUGAUGGCAAUCAGUACAGUAUCCUGUUUGUCCUCGGCAACUUCACCACUGCCUAUUUGGUCCUCCCUCAGCUAGGGAUUCAGAUCCCACUUUGUCCAGGCCAGUUGCUGUUUAUCAACACCAGGCACUUGGCACAUCACACCACAUACUUUAGG